UCCGAGGGGCGGGGGGCCCACAUCCCCACGCGGGCCUCCGGGCUCUCGGCCCCCGGUGGUCCCGCCGGACCCCUCAGGGGACCCCUACCGCCGUCGGCCUCGCCCGCCGCGCUCCGGCCCGGAAGCAGACACGGUCCGGCCGGUGUCCGCGCCGCCAUGCCCUCUCGGGGAGACCUGGUGCGCGACUGGCACCGGGGCGUGCAGGCUGUGGAGCGCGGGGACUGGGGCUGCGCCCUCCGCCUCUUCUCGGGUGACCCGGAGCCGCCCGCCAGGAUGUGCUUCAACGUGGGCUGCGUGCACCUGCUGGCCGGGGACCCGGAGGCCGCGCUGCGGGCACUUGACCAAGCAGUGACCAAGGACGCCUGCCUGGCUGUUGGCUUUUUCCAGCGAGGAGUGGCCAACUUCCAGCUGGAGAGGUUCCAGGAGGCCCUGACUGACUUCCAGCUGGCCCUGGCUCAGCUCAGGGGUAACACCACCAUCGACUACACGCAGCUGGGCCUGCGGUUCAAGCUGAAGGCCUGGGAGGUGCUCUUCAACGUGGGAGCCGCACAGUGCCGGCUGGGACUCUGGGCUGAGGCCACCCGCAGCCUAGAGGAAGCCCUCUCGAAGGGGCUGGAGGGGGCCGGCGAUGAUCUGCACGCCGCCCUGGGCCAGCUGCAGAAGCAGGUCCCCCUGCAGCCUCGGCAGGUCCCCAGGGGUGAGGUCUUUCGGCCCCACAGGCGGCACCUGGAGCAUCUGGAACCAGUGGAUUUCCUGGGCAAGGCCAAGGUGGUCUCCUCUGCCAUCCCCGACGACCAACAUGAGGACAGCCAGCCUCGGCAGCCCCAGGUUCGGGGUGUGGACGGCGAAGGCAGACCUGGAGCUGCCCCACGGGCCAGAGGCUCAGGCCAGUGCAGAACGGCCAGACCCUGCGGUCCCAGGAUGGCUCCUGAGGCAGAGACAGAGGUCGGCUCUGGAUGGGGGGCACAGCUGACUCCCCGGCCACACACCUCACCACUGGGUCUGCUGCAGCAAGCCCCAGGCCAGGGAAAGCUGCCUGGACCUCAGGGGCCUGCACCCCUGGCCCCCAUUCCCAGCCUGUGGCUUUUCCUGCAGAGGCCCCGUGUGGAGCAGGUCGGCAGACAGGUUCCUCCACGGCUGCCGGUGGCCGGGGACCAGAACCCCCACCCUUCAGAGGAUCCCUUGGGUGCUGGGGGAGCGGCCAUGGAGGAACCUGCGUCCUUGGUGACCGUCACUGUGCAGUGUGCCUUCACCCUGGCCCUGAGGGUCCCGAGAGGAGUGGACCUGGCCGGCCUGCGGGGCCUGCUGAGCCAAGCCCUCGGUCACCAGGCCCAGCGUGCGCAGCUCAGUUACCAAGACCCCAGCAACAAGGGGCGCUGGGUCCCCCUCCCUGGGGAGGAGGCGCUGCAGAGGGCCUGGAGGGACUCGGGGGCCAGCGCUGGGGCCCUGCAGCUUCAGUGCCGGCCACAGGGAGCAGGUAGCCGAGCUGCCCUCUACCAGGUGGUGGCCCAGCACAGCUACUGUGCCCGGGGGCCCGAGGACCUGGCCCUGCAGCGGGGGGACGUCGUGGACGUGCUGUGUGAAGUGGACCAGGCCUGGCUGGAGGGUCACUGUAACGGCCGCGUCGGCAUCUUCCCCAAGUGCUUUGUGGUCCCAGCUGGACAGGACGUGUGAGGAGCCCGAC
Lontra canadensis (Northern American river otter) is the source of this 1684-nucleotide messenger RNA. It is a transcript of the gene NOXA1, whose product is annotated as NADPH oxidase activator 1. Gene Ontology annotation, biological process: superoxide anion generation. The record is from RefSeq and is a predicted model, not a curated record. Gene Ontology annotation, molecular function: superoxide-generating NADPH oxidase activator activity; protein binding. NCBI's taxonomy places the organism in Eukaryota, Metazoa, Chordata, Mammalia, Carnivora, Mustelidae.